GAGGCCCAGUGCAGGCAGAACGCGGGCAAAGUCCGGCAGCGCCCGCGUCGACACGGGGCAGCUUCCCCAUCGAUCGCCCGCGCUCACCCUCCUGCCCGGGGACACAGCCAGCGGCUCUUGGGGACCGUCCCCCGUCCCUGUCCCCCCCCUCCAGCGGUGGCCAGCCCUGCGCCCCCCCAUCCCGUCCGUCCGUCCGUUCGUCCGUCUGUCCUAACGAGGCCGUUAAUUGCAGGACAAGUGGGAGCUUGGGAUGCUCCGUGCGGCUGCUGACCCCCUCCUCCACCCCAAGAUGCAGAGCUGCUUCGGCUGCUUUGCCUUUGGGGUCCCCGCUCCCCUGGAUGGGGGUCCCCCUCCUCUCCAGGGACCCCCAUGGCUGGCAGCACCAUUCCCGGGCAGCGCCGUGCCGGGAGCUUCCUUGCCUUUUUUGACGGGAUCGUGGCUGGCGCCGGGGCAGCGCCCGGGGGGCUCCCGGCUGCGAUUAACGCCGAAACCCUGGUCCCCGGGGAGACACGGAGGUGCGGGUGAGGGACCAAGGAUGUCACCUCGGUGGCCGUGAUGUCCCAGCUGGAGGUGAGUGCUGUCCCCGGGGAUGUCCUCGGUGAGGCCGUCCUUGUCACCGGGUGCUUUCGUCCCGGCGCUGGAGGAGAUGCUGGAGGGUGGGAUGGGAGAUGCCCCACUCAUGGGGAAAACCGCCUCCAUCACCCCCCUUGUCAUCCUUCAAACCUGGGGUGGCUUCUCCCGUCACCCCAAGAGCCGUCCCAGCCCGGCUCGUCAUCCCCGGGCUGAGCCGCUUUGGGUGCCAUUAUCAGGGCGGCGCUGGGCUCGCCUGGCUAGCGGGUGAUAAGCCACAUUUGCCACAGACACCCGUCCAGCGCUCCCUUAUCACCGCAGCGGCAUCGGCAGCUUGGCACGGUGUGCUGCACCCCGGGAUGCUCGGCCGGGAGGGAGCCGGGUGCUGCGGGGUGCGAAGCAAAGCACCCUCCUCUUCCUCCUCCUCCUCCUCCUCCUCCUCCUCGCUUCCCCUGUGCAAAGCCCACCCAACACCUCGUGCUGUUCGGGGACCCGGCACCGGCUACCGAGGAGACCCCGGGACGCCCCGUUGGGGUGUCACAGCCGAACUCGGAGCAGGCUGGGUGCAGGGGACCCCUCGGGAAGAUGAAUUUCCUCCCUCCUUGCUGACGACAGAUGCCGCCGGGGGGCCGGGCACGGCGGUGGGGCGGCGGGACGCCACGGCUGAUGGCCCCUCGCCGGAGAUAGGCAGCGCUCGGCGGGGCUGCCUGGUUGCCCCCCUCCACCCCCCGCCGCCCCGCGCCGGGAGACCCCCGGCCCGCCCGGCACUGCAGCCAUGGAGGGUGCGUCGGUGCUCAGCCCCUCCUCGUGGGAGAAGCGACGCGCCUGGGCCCGGCAGAGCCGGUGCUGGCGGACCACCGUGGUGGAGGAGGAGGCGGCUGCCGCCAUGCAGGAUGUCCCCGAGCUGCAGCCGCCCCACCUGGAUGACGUCUUCCUCGAAGGAAGCCCCUCCAGCAAGAUUGAGACGUGGCUGCAGGAAUGCGGGUCGUUGGUGGAGGUCCCACCGGAGGAGCUGGGCUUGCCAGGUCCCUUUGGCUGUGGGAGCAACGGGACCAGCUUCGAGGAUGACCUGACCCUGGGAGCUGAAGCUCUUCUGCUCCCGGGGAGCGACAAGGUCACGGGCAGAACUCUACGGGACAAGCACCUCAACCUGGGGCACAGCAUGGCGUCCAGCGCCCUCUCCAGCCUCACCGCCAAGACCAGCUCCAGCAUCUCCGAGGUCCUGGAGUGGUGGCAGGCGGAUGCCGAGGAAAUUCUCUACAACCUGGGCUUCGUGCAGAGCGAGCCGGGCGCCGUUGCCCGCAUCCCCGCGCGCUUCUUCUCGGCUCCUUCCCGUGCCAAGGGCAUCGACUUCCAGCUCUUCCUCAAGGCCCAAGUGCGGCGCAUGGAGAUGGAGGACCCCUGCCUGACGCUGGCCAGUCGCUUCCAACAGGUCCAGGCUCUGGCUGCUACAGCCGACGCUUUCUUCUGCCUCUACUCCUACGUCUCGCGGACCCCCGUGCAGCGCAUCUCCCCCUCCCGCCUCGCCUGGGCUUGUCCCGACAUCCCCGACAUCCGCAUCGCCCCCGCCCAGCCCUGCACCCUCUCUCCCGUGGAGCGUCUGAAGAAGGCCGUGUCCACCAUGUGCCUCUACACGUCCCCGCGGGACGAGGACAGCCCGCGGGGGACCGGCCGGGCGCCCACCGUGCCCACCAGUCAGCCCAGCGCCCUGGGGAAGGUGGUGCAGGAGGUGCUGGAGCGGGCGCGGGAGGAUCGGUUUCGGUUCGACCCGGACGAUGUCCUCGAGGGCUGGAGAAGGGACGGGGACACAGGGAUGGCGCAGGACAGGCAGGGAGCUGAGGGGGGUCUCCCAGAACCACCGUCGCCGCGACUGGUGCGGGGCGUCCCGGCGUGUCCCCAUCAUGGAGGUGCGGAUGCCCCGGCGCGCUGCGGAGGGGAGCUGGAGCCGUUCCCGAGGCCAGGCCCACUGGGGACACUGGUGGGCGCUGCGCGGGGACGGCUGGAGCGGUCCCAUCCCCAUGGCCGGGGGGACGGUGACAGCCCUGCGGGGGCCAGGGAUGCUCCAUGCCCAGCGGGACCAGGACAGGUCGGCGUGGAGGACCACACGUCGGACGCUGCUGCCCCAUGGGAGAACGUCACCCUGUCCCCGAUGCCGGGUCCCCCGGGUCUCCAUGCCGGCCGGGUUUGGGUCACCCCUGAGCACCCAGAGGUGCUGGGGUCUGAGGGCGACUCCGGCUUUGGCUCCGGCUCCCGCGGUACCUCCCCCAGGAGGAAGGCAGGGUCCCGUGGGUGCCGCCCGCGCGACCCCCUGCACCCCGGGGGGACACGUUUCCCCGGCUCAGACACACCAAGAGCUGGAGGCCACUGGGCUGAGCGGAGCAGGGGGGACCCCCCGAGGGACGCCGGGCGGCAGCGGGGCGAUGCACCGGGGCUGCAGCCCCCCGGGAAGGGCCCCUCGCCCCACCGUCCCGGCUGGCAGGAGCCGGUGGAUUCCUUCGAGAUGGAGGAGGUGCUGAGCACCAGCGAGGAUGAUGACGAUGGUGAUGCCCGUGAGGAAGCCGGCCGGUCCCUCCAUCCCUCCGUUGGGGUCCGGAGAACCUUCAUGCUGCACGCCAGCAGCGGGCAGUCCGACAGCAGCGGCUUCGUGGAGGAGCCGGUGCCCGGCCAGCCACCCCCUGCCCGGCUCCACGGCACCGACCAGACGGCCUGAGGCCACCGCAGAGGGACCCGGGCUUGUCCCGGCGCCGGGCAGGAGCCACGGCUGGGCGCCGGAUGGACCGUACCGUGCCGUACCACGCCGUACCGUGCCGUACCGUACCGCUGCGUUUUGGACACGGAGCCCGUCCUCAGCCAAAGGCUGAGCACUGUGUGUACACGUGUGUGUGGGUGUGGGUGCACGUGUGGGUGUGGGUGCACGUGUGGGUGCACGUGUGUGUGUUUGGCACAGAAAAAACCUUUUGACUCAGGACUUUCGCCCCGAGGGGCACGCGUGUUCCCCCCCCCCCACCUUCACCCAGCCUGCCGGCUCUAUGGCCGCGGCUGUGCCAGGGCGGCACCGGGGACGUGUCCCCCGGCCGCGGCUCUUGGGGACAUCACUUGCACUUUGGCCACAGCCGGUCCCCCGUGCUGCAGCGCCUGUAACACUAGGAUGGGGGUCGGCUGGGCCGAGCCAGCAGCGCGCUGGAAAUAAAAUUCCCAAA
Grus americana (Whooping crane) is the source of this 3770-nucleotide messenger RNA. It is a transcript of the gene TESPA1, whose product is annotated as thymocyte expressed, positive selection associated 1. Lineage: Eukaryota; Metazoa; Chordata; Aves; Gruiformes; Gruidae. The record is from RefSeq and is a predicted model, not a curated record. The transcript is spliced from 14 exons. Gene Ontology annotation, molecular function: signaling receptor binding. The coding region runs from base 1346 to 3280 and encodes 644 amino acids.